CGGGAUAGCAGGUGCACAGACACGCGCAGAUCUCACCGUGAACGGUUCAAAAUGGGCAACUGUAUCGUGCCUUACUGCGAUGGGCCCAGAAGCACGAACGUCCGAUUUACUCUGCCGGCUGUGUGCUUUGUGUGGCAGAGCUCCAUGAUUAUCCUCUUCGGGGUUUUCGUGCGCUAUGAUGAAGAAUCAGACCCUCACUGGGUCGAAUUUAAAGAUGAACACAAUAAAACAUAUGACAGUGAGAAUGACUUCUACUACAGAUACCCAAGUUUUCAGGAUGUCCAUGUUAUGAUUUUUGUUGGAUUUGGAUUCCUCAUGACAUUUUUGAAGCGCUAUGGAUUUGGUGCUGUUGGUUUCAACUUCAUCAUUGCAGCAUUUGGGCUUCAAUGGGCACUGUUAAUGCAAGGCUGGUUUCACUCUCUGGACCCAGUUGAUGGCUUUAUCAAAAUUGGCAUUGAAAACCUAAUCAAUGCAGACUUUUGUGUGGCUGGCUGUUUGAUUGCCUAUGGAGCAGUGCUAGGAAAAGUCAGUCCUGUGCAGGUCAUGGUGUUAACCCUGUUUGGCAUUACCCUGUUUGCUGUAGAAGAAUUUAUCAUAAUUAGUCUCCUCCAUGCCAGAGAUGCUGGAGGUUCUAUGGUGAUCCACACCUUUGGAGGCUAUUAUGGACUAGCCAUCUCAUGGGUUCUUUAUCGGCCAAACUUGAAAGAUAGCAGUCAGCGUAACGGCUCAGUCUACCACUCCGAUUUGUUUGCCAUGAUUGGAACUCUGUUUCUGUGGAUGUACUGGCCCAGUUUUAAUUCUGCCAUUUCUGAUCAUGGAGAUGGUCAGCAUAGAGCAGCCAUUAACACUUACCUGUCUCUGGCUGCCACUGUCCUUACCACCUUUGCCAUCUCCAGCCUGUAUCAGAAGCAUGGAAAACUCGACAUGGUACACAUCCAGAAUUCCACCCUGGCUGGUGGUGUUGCUGUAGGAACAGCUGCUGAGUUCAUGCUAAUGCCUUAUGGCUCUCUGAUUGUAGGAUUCUUCUGUGGUGUUAUCUCCACUCUGGGCUACAUUUACAUCUCACCCUAUUUAGAGAAAAGGUUUAAGAUCCAGGACACAUGUGGUAUCCAUAACCUUCAUGCAAUGCCUGGUGUCAUAGGGGGAAUUGUGGGAGCCAUCACAGCUGCUGCUGCAACUGAACCUGUAUAUGGCAAAGAGGGGUUGAUAAACACAUUUGAUUUUAAGGAUUCAUUCAAAAACAGAACUCCAGCUGUCCAAGGUGGCUUCCAAGCAGCUGCGAUGUGUGUUGCUGUGUGCUUUGGAAUAGGAGGUGGAAUAUUUGUGGGUCUAAUUUUGAGGAUGCCUAUUUGGGGGUCCAUGGCAGAUGAUAACUGCUUUGAGGACGAGGUCUACUGGGAGGUGCCUGAGGAGGACGAGCCUGUCCCGCCUGUUCUAGAGUAUAACAAUCACAUGGCAACCAACAAGAAUGUGACGGAAUCACACUUCACUGUGGAACAAAGCUAAUCCUGGAUGUCCAAUAUGCUGUCAGCUUUGACCCUGCGAAUCCUGUGACCACAAUUUCUUUCUCCAAAUAGCAAAACAGCUGGAUAUUUAUUAUAUAAUUUAUUAUAAUGACCAUUUAUUAUAUUGUAAAUCCCUCUGUAAAUGGACCAUCUUCAUAUACUUUUUACAGCAGAACACAUACAGAUGUAAAAUACAAUAAAAUGCAGCAGUGUUGGAAAGGGAGUUUUAAAAUAUGAUUUUAUACACAAAUGUGUCACAGCCAAAAGGAAGAGUUGUCUUUUUUCCAGUAUUCCAUUCUAACUUUCCUUCUUAUUAAGCAGGUUUAGAGUCAAUUUGCAAAUGUCUGUAGCGACUUACAUACUCUCGCUUUUUCGUCUUGUUAUUCAUGGUAUUGAACCUGACUAUGUCCUUUUCAUACUUAGAAGGUAGUGAGACAUUUCAUGUUCAUGUAUAGUAAACAAUAGCCAAGGAUAUGUUUAUAGAUAAUCAAUUUAUAUAUUUUGAGCUACAAAACCAGAAAAGCUACAUAGUGUACUCUGUUUGACCUAGCUAUACUGUCAUUCAAAUUUCAAAGUCAUAUUUUAGAAGAAAUUGAGUACAUGAAUGGUAUAUGAUUGUAAGACAAGUUUAUUUACCUGCCCAAGUAAGAGCAAGAUAGAGCAUUGGAACACUAAAGAAUGCAACAUAAUUCUACAUUUGACAUUGUUAUUCCAAAUGUUAUUUGAAUGUUAAAAAUAUAACACAAAUAAAGACCAGAAAUUUAAUUCAUACUUUAUAAAUUUAUAUGUGUACCUUCCCUAUAGUUUAAUGUAAUUUAAGUUAAAUCAAUAAUCAAUUAAAUUGUAAAGUAAUGCAUUAUAAUGAGUAUAUAAUUGUCCUAAUCAUUAAACUGAUUUCCGUUUAAUAAUUAAUUUUAAAAUCCAUUUAUCUAACAAUUUCUUGCCUUUAUAUGAGUUUCUGCCCUUAUCUCUGGUUUUAUAAAUAAAAGUUCUUAUUGACAA
Messenger RNA from Tachysurus fulvidraco (yellow catfish), 2507 nucleotides. RefSeq names its product Rh family, C glycoprotein b (gene rhcgb). The record is from RefSeq and is a predicted model, not a curated record. Gene Ontology annotation, molecular function: ammonium channel activity. The transcript is spliced from 11 exons. Bases 52 to 1506 code for a protein of 484 amino acids. Gene Ontology annotation, cellular component: plasma membrane. Gene Ontology annotation, biological process: ammonium transmembrane transport; ammonium homeostasis. NCBI's taxonomy places the organism in Eukaryota, Metazoa, Chordata, Actinopteri, Siluriformes, Bagridae.